AUGUGCUUUGGACGCAAACCUUCGACGGCUGACCCCAACGCUCGGAAAAAUGCCGAAAUCGAAAAAACCCUCCGCAACGACAAGAAGCGCGCCGAGCGCGAGGUGAAGCUGCUGCUGCUGGGUGCCGGCGAGAGUGGCAAGUCGACGGUUCUCAAGCAGAUGCGCAUCAUCAAUGCCGGCGGGUUCCAGAGCCUUGAGCGCAAGACAUGGCGAGCCACCAUUUUCAACAACCUCGUCUCCGCCUUCCAGACCAUCUUCCAGGCCAUGCAAGAAGACGACACCGACUUUGAGGACGAAGACAACAUUCGCUACUCGGAAAUGGUCAACACUGCCCCCGACAUCGGCACCGAAGAGCCCAUGCCCGACGAGUUUCUCACGGCCUUCAAUUGCCUGUGGGCCGACAAGGGCGUCCAGCUCACAAUCCUCAAGGGCAACCAGUAUGCGCUGCACGACAACUUGAACUACUUCUUCCAGGACAUCGACCGCCUGUUCCACAAGGACUUCCUCCCCACCGACCAAGACAUCCUGCGCACGCGCCUACGCACCACGGGCAUCUCGGAGACCAUCUUCGAACUCGGCAACCUCACAUACAAGAUGGUCGACGUCGGCGGACAACGGUCAGAGCGCAAAAAGUGGAUCCACGUCUUCGACAAUGUCCAGGUUGUGCUGUUCCUCGUUGCCAUUAGUGGUUACGACCAUGUGCUGGUAGAAGACCGGAACGGGAACCAAAUGCACGAGGCCCUCAUGCUCUUCGAAUCCAUAUCCAACUCGAGAUACUUUGAGAAGACUGCGCUUAUCCUCUUCCUUAACAAGAUUGACCUGUUUGCCGAGAAGAUUGCCGGUGGCAUGAGCCCAAUCAACAAGACGUUCCCCGACUACACGGGCGGCGCUACCGAUUUUGAUGCCGGCAAGGAGUUUUUCGCCAACAAGUUCCGCAACCUUGUCCGUCAGCCCAAGAAGGAAGUCUACGUUCACUACACAAACGCGACCGACACCAACCUGCUCAAGAUCACCAUGGCAUCCGUUCAGGACAUGAUUGUCCAACGCAACCUUAACGCCCUCAUACUGUAA
This is a messenger RNA of Exserohilum turcica Et28A, 1071 nucleotides long. RefSeq lists its product as uncharacterized. Gene Ontology annotation, biological process: G protein-coupled receptor signaling pathway. Bases 1 to 1071 code for a protein of 356 amino acids. Gene Ontology annotation, cellular component: heterotrimeric G-protein complex. The transcript has 5 exons. Gene Ontology annotation, molecular function: G protein-coupled receptor binding; GTPase activity; G-protein beta/gamma-subunit complex binding. Lineage: Eukaryota; Fungi; Ascomycota; Dothideomycetes; Pleosporales; Pleosporaceae. The record is from RefSeq and is a predicted model, not a curated record.